UCAUUAGCAGACGACAUGGCGGAUGGGGAUGAUGUUGAUGACAUAUUGUCAUCAAAACAAAAAGUUCUGACAGAUGGGAGUGAUGUCCAAAGAAAGCAUGAACCACCAUCUGCCAAUUCCUUCACACCAAGCAAACCUAUCCAUAAACUCCUAUCUGAUGUUGGACAGUACUCUUAUGCAGCAUUGUGCGCUGUUUCACUUCGUCUUUUGUUUGGUGACAGUUGGCACAGGAAUUUCAAAGAAGACACUUUAAAUGCUAUUCUCAAACACUUGGAUCAACCAAGUCAGGUAUGUGAAUCCAUCCAGGCCCUUCUCGCUGGCCAGGGAGUCGAGGAGACCAACCCAUAUGUGGAUCUGCUUUUUGAAGAAGAAGUGCUAAACAAUAAUGGGGAUCCUAUUGUCACUGACCUCGUCACUAUGGCAAUCACCAAAGGGUGCUAUGAUUCCCGUAUGCGUGUGUUUGUGAAGCAUGCUGCCUGGCAGCUCCGCGUCAGCUGGGACAUCUUGGAGGACAUCGAGUGUCAGCUGGCGGAGACGCUCGGAAGCAACCAAUACGUCAGGACAGAUGAAGAGAUCAAAGAAAAGAAGAGAGAAGCUACAAAAAGUAAAGUGAAGAGGAUAGCCCUCAUCAGUCUCGCCACAAUAGGAGGUGGAACACUCAUAGGUCUGACUGGAGGCCUGGCAGCCCCACUGGUGGCAGCCGGAGCUGGAGCCCUGAUUGGUGGAGCUGGGGCAGCGGCACUGGGGACUACAGCGGGCGUGGCCAUCAUCGGGUCCCUGUUUGGUGUAGCAGGGGCUGGACUUACAGGCUACAAGAUGAAGAGAAGAGUUGGUGCAAUUGAAGAGUUUGAGUUUGAACCGUUGAUCCCUGGAGCACAGCUACACAUGGAAUCGGUCACUAAGCAGCUGCACAUCACAGUGGCAGUGACUGGCUGGCUCUCCAGCACCAUGCAAGAUUUCCGUCAGCCAUGGAAAUCUUUAGCAGAAUCACGAGAGCAGUAUUGUUUGAGAUGGGAGUCUAGGUAUCUCAUUGAGCUGGGAAAGGCUUUUGAUUAUAUCUUAAGUGGUGCUGUAACCAUGGCAACUCAGGAAGCACUGAAAUAUACAAUACUCUCAGGUCUGCUGGCUGCUAUAGCCUGGCCGACUGCCUUGUUGUCUGCAGCCAGCAUGAUUGACAACCCCUGGAGCGUGGCUGUGCAGAGAGCCAACUCAUCUGGAAAACAGCUGGCUGAAGUGCUGCUGGCCAGAGAGCAAGGGAAGAGGCCAGUGACACUUAUUGGUUUCAGUCUGGGAGCCAGGGUCAUCUUUACUUGCCUGGAAGAACUUUGCAAGAGAAAAGGGUGUGAAGGUAUUGUGGAAGAUGUGAUCCUCCUGGGGGCUCCUGUAUCUGGAGACUCCAAAUACUGGAAGCCGUUGGAGCGUGUCAUAGCGGGCAAGAUCAUCAACGGAUAUUGCAGAGGAGACUGGUUGUUGAAGUUCCUGUACCGCACAGCCUCAGUUCAGAUGAAGAUAGCAGGACUCGGACCCAUCAAGUGGAACAAUCGCAGGAUGCACAACAUUGAUCUCAGUGAUGUGGUCAAUGGGCACAGUGACUACAUGAAGCAGCUGGAUGUCAUUAUGAAAGUCGUGGGUGUCCGCACCAAGGAUGAACUGAAGAAAUCAAGUACUAAGAGCAGCUUCAAUGGCAGCCUGUCUCCUGGCGACACACCAAUGUCAGAUCAACCAUCUCAGUCAACAUCAUUAUCAACAUCUCCAUCACUUACAGCAUCACCAUCUUGUGCAGGGUCAGUCGAGAUGCAAGAGAUUUCUAGUCCUCAUGCUGAAGGAGAGAUGUCUGAUCAGGCAGUGGAUGACAAUACCUCAGACAGUCAGAGUCAGCUGGACACACUGGGAAACUCAGGGAAACCUUCCAGGCAGUCACAUGACAUUGAUAGGAAGGAGACACUACACAAUGACGGGGCCAAGCCUGCCUACAAUCAGAAUCAGAAUGCAGGAAUGCCUUCACAAUCAUGUCGCAGUGAUUGGCAAGAGAUGCUACAAGAUUGUAGGCACAGCCCUUCCUUUGAAAUUACGUCAAGCAGUUUUCUAGAAACCAAAGAAAGUAUCACAGAAAAUGAAGUGCCUGGAACAGCCUCCCCCGAUGAUAAACCAGGAAGUAGGGAGGACAUGAAUGGUGUACAGAAAGGUGGUGAUGAUCAAAGGGAGACUGAUGAGGAGGGGAGCUUGAGGAGUGUGACGGACAGAUACGAAACAGGAAGGAGUCAGUUCCUGGUAGAUGGUUCGGAAUCACAAGUACUGAAAAGUAGCCUUGAGACUGAUGGCGUAGAGAGGGUGACGUCAGGUUUGGGAGAUGUGCAUGUUGUUCCCCACACAGCCAAUGAUGUGUAGCAUGGAGGGACGGAAGGUGUUAUCAUGACCAAAUUGUUCUGCCAUAUUCACUUGAUGCCUGUGGUCAACAAAAUGGGUAUUUUCUUGGAAGUUCCUUUGACAGACAUUCAUUUUGAAUAUUACUGUCUAUUCAUGCUAGUCAUGCUAUAAUGUUGGAAGUUUAUAACAACAAUUUUGGAGUUUUAAGUACUUAUGAUAAAGACUUAUUGCAAAGUAUUGACCACUGGGGAAUCCUGUAUGUGUCUCUGUACAACCCUCUUGGAAAUCAGAAGGAGAAAAUGAAGAGGCUACACGUAUGAUAAAGCUGAUGAUCUGUUGGUUGGUUGAGGAAGUAUCACUUCUUUGUACAUAUCACACUGUUGACAGUCAUUCAACAUUGUCAAGGGGUGCAAAAUUCAACCACUUUGGGUUCAGUCAUUGCUCAUUAUGGUCAAAAGCCACAAAAGUUGGACCUAAUGGAACUUGCAGUCAUUACUCAAAUUGGUCAAGAGGCACAAGCUUAACCUCUUGGGGUUUGCAAUCAUUGCUGAGCAUGGUCAAAAGCCAUAAAAAAAUUCAGUCAUUAUUCAAUAUGGGCAAGAGGCACAAGCUUAACCUCUUGGGGUUUGCAAUCAUUGCUCAGCAUGGUCAAAAGCCAUAAAAGUUUUCAGUCAUUAUUCAAUAUGGUCAAGAGGCACAAGUUGAACCUUCUGAGGUUUUGCAAUCACUGCUGAGCAUGGUCAAAAGCCAUAAAAAAAUUCAGUCAUUAUUCAAUAUGGGCAAGAGGCACAAGCUUAACCUCUUGGGGUUUGCAAUCAUUGCUCAGCAUGGUCAAAAGCCAUAAAAGUUUUCAGUCAUUAUUCAAUAUGGUCAAGAGGCACAAGUUUAACCUCUUGGGGUUUGCAAUCAUUGCGCAGCAUGGUCAAAAGCCACAAAACUUGAUCCUCCUAGAGCUUGCAGUCAUUAUUCAAUUUGGUCAAGAGACACCAAAGUUUAACUGCCUUGGGAGUUUUUGGCGCUGACCUUAUGUAUUGGAGCAAAUGUCAGGGGUACAUUUUGUUGGGAGUUUCACAUUGCUACAGCAGGAAAUACUCUCCCUUGUCACAAGUUAUAAGAUAUACAUGCAUAAAAAAAAUGAUGAUGCUCAGACAGUUUAGUUUACAUAUUUUCUUUCCAGAACCAUGGGGUUGAUCGUCAAAAUGAAAAAUAUAUAACAAACUAUGACAUAAUUUUCUUUAUUUUUAAAGAUGGAAAGGAUGAAAUAAAAUAAAAACAUCAGGAAAGAUUAGAGAUAUUCAAAGGGAAAGCAAAAAACAACUCCUCAAAAGUGAAAUUUGGGACUUGAGAUCCACAAAUGUUUCAGUUAAAAAUAAAAUGCCUAACAUUAUACAUAUUAUUUCGUUUUAAGGUGCAGUGCUAAUGAUGUUCAUUGUUUGUUAAGGCAAUGUUUUCAGCCAGUUCUGAAAUUAUUUUUUCCUUUCAAGUCCAAGUGUUUCACUGAAAAUAACAAUACUGUACAUAAGCAUGGGAAGUUAGGCACAUGACAACUAUUGUUUGUGUAAAGCUCUCACUAUCUGAUAUAAUUUGAUCAUUCUGUUAUGGUAUCCUCUGAAUGAGGUUUUUUCACUAAUACAGUCUGAUGUCACUGGUUUAAUUCCACAUAAAGAUGCCUACAGCUAUGUCACUGUUCUGCCUUUUGCUGUUCAAAGUGCCUGAAUUGCAGCUUUGAAUUGAACACUUGUGUUUAAUCAUUGAUGUCAUGUUGAGUUUGAUAUAUGAUUUUUGUGCUUUUACAUUUAACAUAUUUUGGGACCAGUAUAAGUAUUUUGACGUUAUUGUAACCUGUUAUCUCAGACUUGUCUUGUUUCCUUAGUGAUGAUGAUACAAAUGUACCAAGAUUGCUAAAGCAGCUCCACUUAUAUGAAAUAUGUUUGCUGUUCAAUGCUGCACUUAGCACUAUUCCAGCUAUAUCAUGGUGGUCUGUAAGAUAGUGAAGUCUGGACCAGACAAUCAAGUGAUUGACAUCAUGUGCAUCCAUCUAUGAAUCCAUCUAUGCAAUUAGGAUAUAGCGACAUGCAUGAAACAUGUGCACAUUCUCAGAUACAGAGGGGGAUGUGGGGAGAUGGAUGGAUGCGCUUUCCCCUUUUGGAAUCAUGCUUAACAUGUAAACAUAUAAAAUUAAAUCAUUGGUUUUAUGUUUUCAACAAAAUAACAAACACAAUUUGUUUUGCGAAAUAUUUGCACUCACCCAGCUAGAUGUAUACUACUCAAAAACAUGAAGGAUCACCCAAUUCUUUCAUAUGUAGUCAUGUACUACAUGUACAGUCAAUUUGUCAUGGAAUUCCUGAACUUGUUUUAGUAGUACAAUUAAAGUGCACACCCAUUUCCAGAAGUCUGUAUCCAUGCCUGGUGCAUCAACAGAGUUAACCCUAUGAGAGUUCUGUAGCAGAGUAGGUCCCAAGUACAUCAUGAUUGGCAGAAUGCUUAUUUCCCACCUGAAUUAAAUGCAUGCAUUUAUCACUGAUGUGCGAUUUACAUCAAAAGUAUCCAAUAAACUCAGGUCGCACACAUCACAUAGAGAUGGGUAGUUUGUAGAGGAUUUGUUGAUUUGAGCGUUGUUAUUUGUAUAUUGUCUUUAAUAUAAUCCCAUCUGUUUAGUUAAUGUUGGCAGUAAUGCUUUUAGUCAGCUUGUGCAGUAAUUUGUGUUUGCAACUUUUUGUGACUUGUCAUUUGUAGUACCUUGAUUUGGUAUCUUGUAUAGUCAGCUUGAGAAGUUGAGGAUGGUCAUGUGGCGGUCGGGUAGCCAAGUGGUUAAAGCCGAAGACCCGGGUUCGAUUCCCGACAUGGGUACAAUGUGUGAAGCCCAGUUCUGGUGUCCCCCGCCGUGAUAUUGCUGGAAUAUUGCUAAAAGCGGCGUAAAACCAUACUCACUCACGCAUGUGCCUCCCACUAGGACAGGAAGGCCCAUCUGACCUGAUCCCCGCUACACAGGUCACUUGAAGCUUCAUAUUGACCAACUCACCUCCAAGGUUGUGGACAGGUGCAGUUAUCCAUGAAUGACAUCCGUAGCUUGUACGCUUGGUGACUGUGUUGACCUCUUUAGACAUGACAUCUGACAUCAAAUCAGAUUGAAGUGGCUCAAAUUGAAAUUGGGGACCUGGGAUUUUUUUUUAAAUACAUAAAUUUAUUCCUGACAAUGCUGGAAAUAUAAAGUUGCCUCAGGUGUUGCAAUAAAAAUAACUGGAAGGUAAAACUGUUUUUGUUUUGCUCUGUGAGAGAAACUUUUCUUUCUCGAACAAAAAUCCCAAUCCCCAAAAUUUUUAAUGGUCAUCACAUAGUUUGUCAUCACAUUUUUGUCAUAGUAUUUGCUUUUUAACUUGUUCCUCCUCGUGAUACCAUUUCAGUUUGAGGGAGUUACCUGCAGAAGCCACAGUAUUGUGAAGCAUUUAUAUUGAUUCUUGCUCAAGUCAUCACAGCAAUGCAGAAUGAGCAUGGUAGUUUUGUCAUUCCAUCAUAUGUGUUCUCUUUAAAACACAUUGUACAUGGAUGUGUACAAUGUUUUAUGUAAGUAAUGGUAGUAUGCAUAAUACAGUGCAAGAAAAUACGCUUGGCACUUAGCAGUGAAUGGAGUUGAUAGAAUUAAAAUCAGACCAUUAUUUUUGCUUCCACCAAACAAAGAUUUGAGGACAUCACAUUGCAGGUCAUGUCAGAACAACCAUUCGCAAACUUUGACUGACCAAUGAAAAAACUAGCAAGAAGUGGACAGUAGCCAAACAGAAAGCAGCUUUCUCAAGCUUUAACGUUCUAGUUUCAAACAGGCAACUUGCAUUCAAGACUACGCUUUUAAAAAUAUUGAUGAAAAAUUUGAGAAACUCUAGAAUGUGUAGUGGAUGGCCGAGAUGUUGUGGCAGUUCUUCCCAUGAGCUAUGCAAAGUCUCUUCAGUUCAAAUCUUAUUCCCAUUGAAGCGAGGUAUAGACAAUGAUAUUGAUGUGAUCAGUCGUGCAGCCUGUAACUGCCAUUCGGAAUACCCAGUGUUUACCUUUUAGAAGUUGCAUAGUUAGAAAACACAUUCCAACUGUCACUUUCCUGAUCUGGUAAGCACUGUUCUGAUUGGUUGAAUGAAGGGUCGUUCUGAUGUGACCCAUAAUGGAGUGUCCUCAGAUCUUUGUUCAGCACUAGCGAGAACUAGGGUUCUGAUUUUAUUGAGAUUGUGUAUGGAGUUUUGUGUGUUCAGUGUUGAAAUGAAGACAAUGGAGGUAAUAGUGUUCACGAGCAUUAAUUGUGAAUAUGUAUUGGCCAUAUCCUUCCUAUCUAUGACUGACCUUGCAGACUUAGUUCCUCUUUCCUGGAACGUGAUGAUAGUUGAUAAUAACUAGGAAGUGUAAGCAGUGUGAGACUGGCUGGCUUAAUCAUGAACUAUGUUUGAAGGGUGAUCCAUUUUUGUUUCAAAUGUUAAAUAUGGUUGUUUUGCCGUCUGAUUCCUGAUUAUGCAAUGUAGAUCAUCAGAUUUCCCCAGUCUUGUAGAGAAUUGAAACAUGAGCCACUUUUAACAGUAUUUCAGUUAUGUCACUGAGGUUGUUCUACUUCCUUGAGGAAAGCAUAUGAAUGAGACAUCACAACUUUACCACAGGCGAAACAAAGAAUCUGGGAUUCAGACACUCAACCAGCAGAUUCUGGCAUCUGGGAGACACAACUCUACUCAGUGUGCACGAUUAUGUCCCUUUGACAUGCCAGGAUCAGAUAAUCCAACAUUUGCUCUGAUUAUAAUCCUUGAUUUGUCCCGUGCUUGUGGAUUUCACCAAAGUGGUAAAAAACCUGCAUCAUUUUGGGCUAUCUUCCCACAUCAAACUGACCAGCUGUUUCAUAACGGAAAUACUGUUUAAAUUGACCUAACACUAAUCUCAUUUCGUUCAUUUGGCCACAUGUUCUCAUGGAUCAAAGACAGUUAUUGAAUUUUGAUGAGUGCAAGUCUGUCUCUUUUAAAAAGAAUAUCCUCUUAUGUGUUGAUCCCGAACACUGCUAAGAGCUUCAUAACUCCCAGGAAUUUAUAGUGUUGUGCUGGAAAUGCCAUGAAUGUUGUGUUUGUGAUUUGUUCGUCUGAAUCAUAGAAAUGUUUACUGGAUGGAAAGGAUAUUCCAUUCUUAUCAAUAGGUCUUAGAAUUAGAUAGUAGUUGUUAUGAAAAUUACCAAUGAAGAUCUAACCAAUGAUUUAGUAUUUUGUGUCAUGAAAGUGAUUGAUGUUUUCAAAUGGAUAUGUAAAUAUGUUUACUGGAGGUAUGCAGAAUGAUGUCUCAUGUUUUUUUUCAAAUGUUAUAAAUCUUUUCCAGAUAAUGAAUGUUGAAAUUUUGACAGAUGUAUAGAUAGUUCAUCAACCCUGAGGGUGUUUUAGAAUGUUGACCUCAGGCCAUGAAUCUUUAAAUUUAACAUCAUCAGAUUGAUGUACCAUAUUUGUCGUAUUAAGAGCCCUAAUC
Messenger RNA from Haliotis rufescens (red abalone), 7839 nucleotides. RefSeq names its product transmembrane and coiled-coil domain-containing protein 4-like. The coding region runs from base 16 to 2388 and encodes 790 amino acids. The transcript is spliced from 14 exons. Lineage: Eukaryota; Metazoa; Mollusca; Gastropoda; Lepetellida; Haliotidae. The record is from RefSeq and is a predicted model, not a curated record.